Messenger RNA from Pygoscelis adeliae (Adelie penguin), 4014 nucleotides. RefSeq names its product IQ motif containing GTPase activating protein 3 (gene IQGAP3). Gene Ontology annotation, molecular function: calmodulin binding; GTPase activator activity; actin filament binding. Gene Ontology annotation, cellular component: cytoplasm. Gene Ontology annotation, biological process: regulation of GTPase activity; regulation of actin cytoskeleton organization. The record is from RefSeq and is a predicted model, not a curated record. Lineage: Eukaryota; Metazoa; Chordata; Aves; Sphenisciformes; Spheniscidae.
AUGGCCGGCGGCUUUGCCAAAAUAAUCCAGAGCCUUCGGAAAGUCCUGGAGCCCUUCAGCCUGUGCAAUGGGGUCGUCCUGGCCAAGAUGGGCCACCGCUUUGCCCCCGCCGUGGUCCCUCUGAAGAAGAUCUACGACCGUGAGCAAACGCGGUACAAGGCAGCCGGGCUUCACUUUCGGCACACAGAUAACAUCAACUACUGGCGCGAUGCCAUGAGCCACCUGGGGCUUCCCUCGAUCUUCCACCCGGAGACCACCGACAUCUAUGACAAGAAGAACAUGCCCCGGGUGGUCUACUGCAUCCAUGCGCUCAGCUUGUACCUCUUCAAGCUGGGGCUGGCUCCUCAGAUCCAGGACUUGUACGGGAAAGUGGACUUCACGGAGGAGGAGAUCAACAACAUGAAGCGGGAGCUGGAGAAGUACGGCCUGCAGCUGCCUGCCUUCAGCAAGAUUGGAGGCAUUUUGGCCAACGAGCUGUCGGUGGAUGAAGCAGCAGUCCACGCCGCGGUGCUGGCAAUCAACGAAGCGGUGGAUCGGGGGGUGGCGGCGCAGACAAUGGUGGCCCUCCGCAACCCCAGCGCAAUGCUUCUCAACCUGCGCGAGGUGCUGGCGGGCGCCUACCAGGAGGUGCUCCACCAGGCGAAGCUGGAGAAGGGCAGCAACGCCAGGAACAGGUACCUGCAGGUGAUCCCUGAGGGAGAGGACAUCUACGACCGGUGUCUGACCCAGGCUGAAAUCCAAGGGAAUGUCAACAAAGUGAACGUGCACGGAGCUCUGGAGGAGGUGGACGAUGCCCUGGAGAGACAGGACGCGCCGGCGCUGUACCGUGCACUGCAGGACCCCGUCCUGGCCUUGCGCUGCCUCCAGCGGGACAACCUCGACCGCUACUUGGAGCAGCUCAGCAUGGACCGGGAGCAGAAGGCGCUGGGUGAGCUGGUGCAGGAGGAGCUGUUCGUGGCUGUGGAGAUGCUUUCAGCCGUGGCGCUGGUUAACCGAGCCUUGGAUGCCAGGGACCCUGAUGGGCUCUGGAGCAGCCUGGUCAGCUCUGCCCUGGGCCUCUCGGGUGUUGAGGAUGCAAAUGUGCAGCGGUAUUUUGAGGACUUACUGCAGCUGAAAGGCCAAUCUAGGGAAGCAGGAGCUGAGUUCCUGAGCUGGAAUGACAUUCAGGACAGCGUGAACAACACCAAUUCAUCAGUGCAAGAUGAAAAUGACCGUGGCCUCAACACCGAGCACCUGAGCCGGGAGGAGAUCCAGUCGGUUGUCACCCGAGUGACCGCGAUGCACGACCGGGAGUGCCUGUGGGCAUCCAACGUCACCUUUGUGGUGAGGCUGCAGGCUCGGCUGCGCCGCCGGGAGUUCGCCGCACGAUGGCACAUCCUGCGGGAGCAGCGGCCGGCUGCCAUCAGGAUCCAGGCUUGUUGGAGAGGGUACAAGCAGCGCAGAGCUUACCUGGAGAGGCUGCGCUACCUGCAAGCCAACAGAUACGCUGCAAUAAAGAUCCAGGCAGGCGUGAGGAUGUGGCAGGCUCGGAGAAAGUACCAGGAGAGGCUGCGCUACUUCAGACAGAACAUCAAAUCUGUAAUUAAAAUCCAGGCUUUUGUGCGAGCUAACAAGGCCCGUGGGGAUUACAGGAUGCUGGCAGCUGCUCAGUUUUCCCCGUGGGCGUUCACGGCGGGGGCGCGGCCUGCUGCAGGCCCUGGCCGCGGGCCGCCCCCGCAGGUGCUGCGGCUGCAGGAGGAGGUGGUGAAGAGGAUCCGUGCCAGCCGGCAACUGGAGAGUGACCUGGACCUCAUGGAUAUCAAGAUCGGGCUGCUGGUCAAGAACAGGAUCACGCUGCAGGAGGUGGUCUCCCACUGCAAGAAGCUGACCAAGAAGAACAAGGAGCAGCUCUCAGAGAUGAUGUCCAUAGACAAGCAGAAGGGGCUCAAGUCGCUCAGCAGGGAGAAGCGGCAGAAGCUGGAGGCCUACCAGCAUCUCUUCUACCUCCUGCAGACACAGCCUGUGUACUUGGCCAGGCUGAUCUUCCAGAUGCCCCAGAACAAGUCCACCAAGUUCAUGGAGUCGGUGAUCUUUACACUUUACAACUAUGCGUCCAACCCACGUGAGGCUUACCUGCUGCUCCAGCUCUUCAAAGCAGCGCUGCAGGAGGAGAUCAGGUCCAAGGUGGACCAUGUCCAUGACAUCUUGACGGGGAACGCCACGGUGAUCCGGCUGGUGGUCAGCUUCUACCGCAACGCCCGUGGGCAGAAUGCCCUGCGGCAGAUCCUGGGUGGCCCGGUGCAGGAGGUCCUGCAGGACAAGACCCUCAGCAUCCGCACUAACCCUGUGGACAUCUACAAGGCGUGGAUCAACCAGACUGAGUCGCAGAGCGGGCAGAAAAGCAAGCUCCCGUACGAGGUCAGCCCUGAGCAGGCUCUCAGCCACCCCGAGGUCCAAAGGCGGCUGGAUAUUUCUAUCCGCAACCUCCUCGCAAUGACGGACAAGUUCGUUUCUGCCAUCACCUCUUCUGUAGACAAGAUCCCCUAUGGGAUGCGCUACGUGGCCAGAAUCCUGAGGACAUCCUUGGCUGAGAAAUUCCCCAAGGCCUCGGAGGAGGAGAUUGACAAGAUCGUGGGGAACCUCCUCUACUACCGCUUCAUGAACCCGGCAGUGGUGGCCCCUGACGGCUUUGACAUCGUGGACAUCUCGGCUGGGGUCACCUUGCAUCCUGACCACCGCCGCAACCUGGGCUCCAUCGCCAAAGUGCUGCAGCAUGCGGCUGCCCGCAAGGCCUUCGACGGGGAGAACAUGCACCUCUGUGGGGUGAACCAGUACCUGGAGGACACCCACAACAAGUUCAGGAGGUUCAUCUCUGCUGCCUGCUGUGUCCCUGAGCCAGAAGAGAGGUUUAAUGUGGACGAGUACUCAGAGAUGGUGGCGAUGGCCAAACCGGUCAUCUAUAUCACAGUGGGGGAGCUCAUCAACACGCACAAGCUCCUGCUCGAGCACCAGAACUCCAUCGCACCACACCACGGAGACCCCCUGCACGAGCUUCUGGAAGAUCUUGAUGAGCUUCCUACGGUCCAGUCCCUUGUUGGGGAGAGCGUUCCCAGCCUGGCGGACAGCAGUGCUGAGCAGGUGCUCUCCCAGCUCAGCAAAAUGGAGAUCUCCCUCACCCUCACUGGCAAGCUGGUGCCGGCGGCCGGCAGCGAGGAGAGCGACACGAGGAGCUUGCUGCUGAGCACCAAGCAGAUGCUGGUGGAUGUGAUCCAGUCCCAGCCAGGAGAUUCCCUCCCGGAGAUCCUGUGGACACUGGCCUCAGAGCACGAGGAAGCCUCCCACGACCAUCUCAUGCGCAGGCGAGCGCUGCGGGACGCCCAGACCCCUGCCAAGCUGAAACGCAACUGCUCCCUGGCUGCCAACAGCCAGCUGUCCAUGGAGGAGAAGAAGCGCAAGAUCAUCCGCAACCUGCGGCGCUUGGAGAGCCUGGGGCUCGUGGACUCUGCCCAUCAGUACCAGGAACUCAUCGACGAGCUGGCCAAGGACAUCCGCAACCAGAGGCGUUACCGGCAGCACCGCAAAGGGGAGCUCCUGAAGCUGAGACAGACCCUGCAGGGCCUCAACGCCAAGACCUUGUUUUACGAGGAGCAAAUUGAUUAUUACAACCAGUACAUCAAGACCUGCCUUGACAACCUGGCAGCCAGCAACAAGGUCAGCGGGAAGAACAAGAAGCUGCAGUCGCUGCACUACACGGCGGCCCGGCUGUUUGAGAAGGGGGUGCUGCUGGAGAUCGAGGACUUGCCACUCAGCCAGUUCAGGAAUGUGAUUUUCGACAUCAUCCCCUGCGAGGAAUCGGGCAGGUUCCAGGUGAAAGCCAAAUUCAUGGGGGUCGACAUGGAGCGGUUCCAGCUGCACUACCAGGACCUGCUGCAGCUGCAGUACGAGGGCGUAGCUGUCAUGAAGAUGUUUGAUAAGGCCAAGGUCAAUGUCAACCUGCUCAUUUUCCUCCUCAACAAGAAAUUCUUCAAGAAGUAA